AUGACUUCACAGCCGCCCAGGAAGUCCUACGCCGAGGCGCUCGGGCUGAAAAAGUCUCAGCUGGCCCCGGUGCCCAAAGUGCCGGCUACUAAGACCAAGCAGUCAGAGACUCCCAAGGACGCGACUCCUACCAGCGCACCAAGUGGCAACGUGUCUUCGGCCGUCCCAGAAAACGCGAUCCAGAUUCCGUCUCCUGCUCCCGCCUUGCCUCAGAGCCACACAUCGACUCCGAAGCCUGCAACCCCGGAGCCUGUGAUUCCCCUAGCCCUGCCUGUGACCUCCCCACGAGCAGAUCUGGAGGCUGCAACUUCUGUCCCACGGUGCUGUGGUGCUCCUGCUACCCCGUCGGAGGUCGAGAUCGCAGUCGGCAUAGAUGAGCCAGACGCUGGAGUGUGCCAAGACACUGAUUCGGGAGAGUCCAAACAGUUGUCAUACACUCAGCUUGAGACUGCGAACCGGCGGCUGGAGGUGGAACUCGACCUCCUCAAGCAGCAAAAUGAGCAGCUCACCCUGGCUUUGAUCACAGCACGUGUACAGCAGGAGCCUGACUCUGAGAAUGACAAGGCACACGCAGAGAGCAUGGACUCUGGCGACAACAGCACCCAGAAACGCCUCAGCGAGCUCCAAGGAGCUCUGGAAUCGGCCGAGACCGAGCGCAAAGACAACGCCAGGGUUGUGGACAACCUCACCGAGAAGCUCAACACUGUCACUAUUGAACGCGAUGUUGCUCAAGAUCGGUACAAUGAGACAAAGCGGAAGCUGGCAGUUUGUUCAGCCGACCUCAAAGACAUUCGGAGCCAGUACAAGCACGCCAUUGAGCACCUGAGCCUCGUUUCACAAGCUCGUGACGAGGCUGCAGCGCAGCAAAAGGUCCUUAUGCAAGCCCUGCAAGCAACAGAAGCCUCAGCCAAGACUCUCAGCGCCCAAGUCCAGCAACAGAUUGAUGACCUUGUCGCGGCUUUGCACACUCAGAAAGACGCCUUGAUGAAUGCGGUUGAGCACGACAAAGAUCAGGAUCCCAAGGUCAAGCAGGAGGAGGCUGACAUCAAGCUCUCCCACAUUGAGCCUCUUGACCUCACACACGACUUCUCCACCAGCGAGGAUGGCAACAGUCAGGUUAUGAACAGCGAAGACGCUGAGCAUUUGAAAGGCGAAGGAGGCGUCGCGGGUGCUGCUACCAGCGUGACCUUUCCAACCGAUCACAUCACGCCCGACGAGCCCACACCUACAGUUUCCACGAUUGACAAAUACACCAUGAUCGAGGAAGCCACUCUCGAUGACUCGAAAUCGAGCAGCGCUGCAUCUGUCCCUCAUACGGACGUCCAGGCUGAGCUCCGCCACGAUUCAGACAAUUCCGGCUCCAAUUCUCCGGAAGAGCCCAUUCGCGUCGCACGCUCUCCCACUCCAGACGAGGACGCCAAUGAAGCCGCGCGUGCUUUCCAGCAGGAUGAGACUAUUGGUAGCACAGCUUUGUCGGCGCGAGUUACAAGAAUUAGCUUCGCCUGGGUUUCAAUGCCCGAAGACCCUGAGGACACGUACGCGACUGGGCUGACUGAGAGCGGCGACUUCCUUGGUUCUCGCCCGUCCUCCUCUGCGAGCAGCAACAUCGCCGACCGCAUGUAUGAAGCCGACCUAUUGGCGCAAGCUGAGGACGGCCCUAGCACCGGCGCAGCAAGCAGCAAGACCAUGUCGCCCACAGGUUCACGGACAUCUCCGGCGAAGUCUGACUCUGCUCACAAAAGACCUGCGAGCACCAGUGUGUCAUCUUCUGCACGUUCUGCUCUAUCUGACCGGCUUCGAGCUAGAUCGUCGCCGACCGCCACUCGCAUUCCUCAGCCAAGCAGCAUGUCGCCAUUGACGUCGGCUAACCUAGCAGCUAUGAAAGCAAAGACGCAACCAAACAAUGCCAGAGCCCCCAGAUCUCCUGCUGAGCACGUCAAGACGACGUCCGAACGAAGACCAUCGGGUGGCACGGGCAAGCGUGGCAAAGCAGCCAAUAUUCGGGCCAAUCAGUCGCUUGAGCAGCCCAAUUCUACCAAGACGACGCCAAGCAACACUACACAGAAGCAAGAAGUGCCGAAAUCGACCGUCAACACCGCUCCCUCACGACCAAUCACUUCUUUGAACUGGAGAAGCAAGGCUGUCCUGGCACCUCCGAGCACGAAGACCACGUCGGGCACGACAGCUGAAGCAUCAGCAAGUGCAUCCGCAACUCGUCCGGGGCUCUUCGAACGGCGUAGGCGCUCAACUCUGCGUAACAAUGCCGAGGACCAUCAGCAUCUGGGCCAGGCAGGACUAGGACAGGAUCUCCUGGUCACCCAGAGCAGACAACCCCCGCAUGAACCGCUGGGCCUGACGGAGUUGGCUCCCUACCCCACGGAUGCCGCCACGUCGACUGGCGCACCUGUGGAGAAGCUGAGCACGGAUAUAUCCGAGUCAACGCUCACGCAGAUGUUGCGCAGAGAAGGUCGCAGCUGGUCUGACAUGUAUGAUGACGAGAACCAGUGGUGA
Molecule: messenger RNA, 2511 nt
Organism: Microdochium trichocladiopsis
Lineage: Eukaryota; Fungi; Ascomycota; Sordariomycetes; Xylariales; Microdochiaceae
Exons: 4
Coding region: 1-2511 (836 amino acids)
Source: RefSeq, a predicted model, not a curated record